UUCAAUGUUGUAAAAUCCUUUCCUCCAAUAAAAUAAAAUUUCAACAUUAGAACAGUGCAUUAAUAAAAUAGAAUAUGUCUGCAACAUCAAACGAUUUCUUUUACGGAUGGGAUUUGCUAUACAAGACCAUAGAAAAGGUGGUAAACAAAAAGGAUGACUUGCUUAUUGCUCUGGCCCAUUUUGUUCUAACCAAACAUUCCCAUUUCAAAUGCAUCGGUAUUGGAGAUGAUAAAACUUUGCCAGAGGACGAUGAAGACAGUGGCUCAGAGUUGUUACCCGAUAACUGGAAUGAUGAUGAGAAUAAUUAUGCUCUACGCUAUACAAACGAUAAACAAUUGUAUAUUCUUUUGGGUCUAAGAACAGAGGGUUCUUUAAUUAUUACUCUGUUGGAUGUAAAGACACGUAAAGUUUCAAAUAUUGGCUUAGAUCCAGAAGACCUCGUUAAAGCGACUAAAGGAAGCAUAACGAAGAUGAUACCAACAGCCACACAACUUGUGGACAGGUAUCGCAAAGAAUUACUGGAGCCUGUAUUUGCUGGCACCAGUAAAACUGUUACUACUCAAACGACCGGGACAUCUGCGUCUUCUUCGUCUACAGGUCCUGAUAGCUUACGUAUUGGUGAACCGAGGCUUCCACCUUUUGGAUACAUACCUGCGUCAAAUCCUCCACCAUUUGGUUUUCCCGUUGGUCGCGGCGAUUUAGAUCCAUUGGGUCGUGGUGGUCCUGGUAAUUUAUUCCCUUUUCCCUCACACCCCGAUUUCCGUCUAGGUCCUGAUAAUAGCGGUAUUGGCCCAGGUGCUCGACCACGUUUUGAUCCCUUUGGACCACCCGAACGUGGCAUUCGACCAAAUCCCAAUCCAGAUCACAUGCAACCACCUGGUUUUGGUGGAGACGACUACUAUAUGUAAACUACAAACAAAUGGUGAAAAGUUUUUGAUAAUAAAUAGUUAAACAAAUAUAAUUUGUUGAAUAUACAUAACCAAACGAAUUUUUUAAUAAACCUUAUAAUUUUCCAUAUAA
Molecule: messenger RNA, 1020 nt
Organism: Calliphora vicina (urban bluebottle blowfly)
Lineage: Eukaryota; Metazoa; Arthropoda; Insecta; Diptera; Calliphoridae
Gene: PI31
Product: Proteasome inhibitor 31 kDa
Exons: 4
Coding region: 75-908 (277 amino acids)
Biological process (GO): proteasome-mediated ubiquitin-dependent protein catabolic process
Molecular function (GO): proteasome binding; endopeptidase inhibitor activity
Source: RefSeq, a predicted model, not a curated record